Messenger RNA from Rhizoctonia solani, 1428 nucleotides. RefSeq names its product ER retention-like protein. NCBI's taxonomy places the organism in Eukaryota, Fungi, Basidiomycota, Agaricomycetes, Cantharellales, Ceratobasidiaceae. The record is from RefSeq and is a predicted model, not a curated record. The coding region runs from base 1 to 1428 and encodes 475 amino acids. The transcript has 7 exons. Gene Ontology annotation, cellular component: membrane; cytoplasm.
AUGAGCGAUACAGCCGCCUCGUUCGACGAAACCGCUCGCCUCUGGAAGUCUCGCUUUGGCGGACACUACAGUACAUGUGGAUGUAUUUCCAUUCAACAAAAAUCGAGCUCUUCACUCAAAUUUUGGAAGAAGUCGCCCUCGUCGUCGGGGGCAAAGCCUGAAACUCACCCCACGGAGCACAACUCGAUAGUAGCCGUGAAUCCAAAGAAAGGUGUCUCCGAGAAUCGGCGCUCUAGAGCUGGUUCUGUCUCUGCUUUGAAACAUCGAAUUAGCUCUAGUGCCGAACAUGUACAAGCAUUUAUAGGAGACUAUGCCAAUGCGGACGGAAGACCCUUUUCAAGUGUGGGUUUGCGAGGCUGGGAUAUUGAUUGUAUUCGCCAGCCGUUUGUGGUUAAUUCGGAUGAUGAUAGAGGCGAUUGUUGUGUUGGUGUGCGAAUAUCGUGCUCUACCAUCUCUCACAUGUCCGCAACUGGGGAAGGAGCGGUCGGAACCCGAGCAGAUUAUGUGUUUCAGUCGGGGCGCACAAUGAACAAUCCCGAGGACGCUCCUUUCCACGUUGACCUUCCGGUUUUCCACUCUUCAUUCCCGCUGCCAUAUCGCGUUUUCCUUCUUGUCGGUCUCGGGAUAUUCUUUUGGGCAGCAAACCUGCAUGUGUUACAUGUUCUGGGUAUUGACACUAUCUGGGUUCUGGAUCUUCGACGCGACAAAGUCCAGUCCUCCAGUCCACCUACACCACUACCCACAGCACGCCAACCACAGCUUCCGUAUGAUCUCUCAUCGCUCGAGGCUGUUACUCUCUACAAGUCUGUUUAUAAACUUUUUAUGGUGUACGGCACAUGGGUAGGAUUUGGUUGGCUCUACUUUCGCCUUAUCACGGCUGGAGAUGGAGAGGCCAUGGACAUGUACAAAAUACUCCCAGCACUUACGGGUGCAGGAAUUGUCGUCGGGCUCCUAUGUCCCUUGGAUGUGUUGAUGAAGCGAGAACGCAUGAGAUUUCUGAGGUCCUUGUGGAGGUGUCUCUCUUCGCCUUCUUCUGAUCCAGUCUAUUUUUCAGAUGUUAUAUUGGCAGAUGUAUUUACUUCAUUUGCCAAAGUCAUUGCGGAUGUCUGGAUAUCCGUAUGUAUGAUACUUCCCAAGGGGACACUCCUGCGCGCAAAGACAGUGGGCGGCAUCUCCGAGUCAUUAGUACCAAUUAUGAUGGCCCUUCCUUACGCUAUCCGAUUUCGACAAUGUAUGAUGGAAUACAUAGGCUCCCAACGUAAAUCAGGGCGGGCACUCGCCAACGCGAUAAAAUACGCAACUGCGUUCCCCGUUAUUUUCUUGUCGCUCGCCCAGCGUACGUCGCCGACCGGCCCGCUGGAUGCCAAGCCCGAGGGAGAGAUAUCCAGUUCGGGCUACUUUGAUAAUAAGGUUUUCAAGCUGUGGUGA